Molecule: messenger RNA, 617 nt
Organism: Octodon degus (degu)
Lineage: Eukaryota; Metazoa; Chordata; Mammalia; Rodentia; Octodontidae
Gene: Hint3
Product: histidine triad nucleotide binding protein 3
Exons: 5
Coding region: 108-563 (151 amino acids)
Molecular function (GO): catalytic activity
Source: RefSeq, a predicted model, not a curated record
GCUCACUUCCGGUGCGGCGCUGGGCUGGGCGAGGGAGGAACCUCCAGGCGGCCGGCCGGCGGUGCGCGGCUGCCCGCGGUCUCCAGCGGCGGCCCCGGCUUCCUACCAUGGCCGAGUCCGCCCCGGCCGGGGAGCCCGAGGUCGGUGACCCCACGUGCGUGUUCUGCCGCAUCGCGCGGGGACAGGAGGCCGGCACCGAGCUGCUGCACUGCGAGAAUGAAGACCUGGUUUGCUUCAGAGACAUCCGGCCUGCAGCGCCACAUCAUUAUCUCGUGGUGCCGAAGAAGCACAUCAGAAACUGCAGAGAGCUGAAGAGCGACCACGUAGGACUGGUUGAGAACAUGGUAACUGUUGGAAAAACCAUUCUUGAAAAGAAUAAUUUCACAGAUUGCACAGAUGUGAGGAUGGGCUUCCACCUGCCGCCCUUCUGCUCCAUCUCGCACCUGCACCUGCACGUCCUGGCGCCCAUCAGCCAGGCUGGCUUCCUGUCCAGGCUGGUUUACAGGGUGAAUUCCUAUUGGUUCAUCACGGCUGAUUACUUGAUUGAAAAACUAAGAACAUGACAGCGUCAACGGUGGAAGGUUUUCCUAAGCUUGGCUCAGUAUAAACUAAUGUUU